This is a messenger RNA of Corvus hawaiiensis (hawaiian crow), 963 nucleotides long. RefSeq names its product serine/threonine kinase 19 (gene WHR1). Gene Ontology annotation, biological process: protein phosphorylation; positive regulation of Ras protein signal transduction. Gene Ontology annotation, molecular function: protein serine/threonine kinase activity. The record is from RefSeq and is a predicted model, not a curated record. Lineage: Eukaryota; Metazoa; Chordata; Aves; Passeriformes; Corvidae.
UCAUCUGAAGGCGCAGUGACGCCAUCAUCCCGCGCCCGGUGCAGGCGGCAGUGGCGCCGGUGCCGUUCCGGGGCGCGGAGCCCCCCGAGCCCCUCCCCAAGCCCCCCAUGAGCCGCCGCCGCCGCCUCGGCGACACCAACGGCGCCCUCGGGGCCAAGCGGCGCCGCCUGGAGCUGCCGGGGGAGGGACCGCGCCCCGACGGCAGCCCCGCGGCGGUGGAGGCCGCUCUCCAGGCCGUGGCCGCGCUGUUCCCCCGCCGCCUCUUCGGGGACGCGCUGCCGCCGCUGGUGCUGCGCCACCAACUCUACGACGUCGUGCGGGACCGGACGGCCGUGGACCGGCACCUGAACCGGCUGCGGGAUGAGGGCCGCGUGCGGCUGCUGCACCUGGGGCUCGGCGCCGACGCGCUGGGGGUCGUCAGCCUGGAGCUGUACCGGGAGAAGGCGCUGGCGGCCGUGGCCGGCACCCCCCGGGAGGGGCUGGUGCGGCGCUUCCUGGACGCGGCCGUGGCGGCGAGCCCCGAGCUGAGCUUCGAGCAGCGCCGGAUGCGGGAGCUCGGCUUCGAGGACCGCGAUGUCACGCAGUUGGUGGCCGCGGGGCUGCUGACGGUGCGCGACGCCGGCAGCUGGUGGCUGGCGGUGCCGGGGGUCGGGCGCUUCGUGCGGGCGCUGCUGCGGGGCCGGCGGGCGCUGCUGGCCCUGGUGCGCCGCUCCCGGCACCGCGAGGUUCCUCUGCGGGACCUGCAGAGCGGAAAAGCCCCCCCGGGCGCCCGCCUGGGGGUCCCGUUCCUGCUGCACGACCUGCUGGGGGCUCAGCAGCUGCAGAGUGUCCCCACCGCCGCGGGCCCUCUGCUGCGUUUGGCCGAGUCCUGACCGGACCCUUCCCGAAGAACGUUUUUUCCCGAAUUCUUUACACCGGGACCUGGGGGGCGUGGCCGGGUCUGAUCGGAGCAAUUCAAAAUUA